Molecule: messenger RNA, 841 nt
Organism: Saccostrea cuccullata (small rock oyster)
Lineage: Eukaryota; Metazoa; Mollusca; Bivalvia; Ostreida; Ostreidae
Product: gamma-glutamylaminecyclotransferase-like
Exons: 3
Coding region: 146-658 (170 amino acids)
Cellular component (GO): cytosol
Molecular function (GO): gamma-glutamylaminecyclotransferase activity
Source: RefSeq, a predicted model, not a curated record
UAAGCCUCGUUACGCACAAAACUGAUAGGAUUUUUUCGCGUGGUCAGUAUAUAUGAUUUAUCCAAAGGUAGUCGAUUGAAGACAACAAAGUGAAACCUGAGUAAUUCUUUAACAGUGCUGAACUAACUCCAAGUACUGAACCUCGAUGACCAGGGUGUUUGUAUACGGGACACUAAAAAAUGGACAACCUAAUCAUUUUCGUUUGAUGGAUUCUGAUUCUGGUUCUGCAAAAUAUAUUGACCAAGGAAAAACGGCGGAGAGGUACCCCCUGGUAAUAGAAAGGGUAUAUAAUCUGCCAUGUCUGUUACGUGUGCCAGGAACGGGAAUGCACAUCAAAGGUGAAAUUUAUGAAGUGGAUGAAAAGAAAAUGAAGUUUCUUGAUUACUUUGAGGACCAUCCAGAAAUGUAUGAAAGAACUUUAAUAUCGGUGGAACAUCAAAACUCCGUAGAAACUCAGCCCAGUGUCUCAGAUUCACACAGUAACUCUCAAGUUCCUCAUAAAGAAAACCAACCGAACACUCUCUCCCAGUGUUGGUGCUAUUUUUAUAACGAUCGUGAUGGGUCACUAAAUGACCUUCCUCGCUUGGAUGAUUACGAUUCAAAAGGAGGUCACGGUUUAGAAUAUGAUUCGAGUAUUGAUGCAGAGUUCGAUAAGUAAUUAAAUUCCAUAUGUUUUAUCACUGACGGUGUCACUCAAACUUUGUCUGAUGAGAAAUUUACUACAGUGUGUCACUUUUUUUCAUGGAGCGUGCUUAAUUUUCAAAUGUUGAUCACAAUGUAUUUCUCAUCGAUUGUUUGUUUGAUUUCAGUGAAAUAAAUACUAUACUUUGCAUAUAUGAAA